This is a messenger RNA of Komagataella phaffii GS115, 999 nucleotides long. RefSeq lists its product as hypothetical. Lineage: Eukaryota; Fungi; Ascomycota; Pichiomycetes; Pichiales; Pichiaceae. The record is from RefSeq and is a predicted model, not a curated record. Bases 1 to 999 code for a protein of 332 amino acids. The transcript has a single exon.
AUGCUAUCACAUUUGCCAAAGCUCUCGGCUCACCACCCACAGCACGAGAUUGUGAACCACACCACAGUGGAGUCAAAGUCAAGAGGGAGAAGUGACAGCCUUCUCGCUUUAGAUGCUUCCAAUGAAGUCCGGCUGAGUUCCUAUUUGUACAAAAAGUCAAAAACGAAACACAAUUACAAGAAACGGUGGUUUGUGCUACGAGAUUGCCAGUUAUCGUGGUACAAGGAUUCAAAAGAGUAUAAACCUCGCAAUGUCAUCAGCAUCAAUAAUUUGGUGAGUUUUAACAAACUAGAGAAUGAAAACUAUUUGCGAAAUAAAGGAUCGAUGCAAAAAAAGUUCAAGUUCAUCAUUUACAGCAACAAGAAGAAAUUGAAACUCUAUUGUCAAGAUGAGAAAACUUACAACGACUGGAUUCAAGCUCUGGACAAAUUACUAGAUAACACAACUACAAGCUCUGAUGAAGCAAUUGAUAACGUGCCCCUGGAAGGUUUGAAGAUAGACACCACUGAGUCUGGUGCCGGUUUCGGUCCAUGCUCUGGUGCUGACGAUUUCUUGAGUUCGGUUUCAGAUUCCCCUAAUACUCCCUAUGAAACUGCACGUUCUUUCGCCAAUCCAGAUUUGCCACGCAUCAAAGAACAUCAUGACACAGAUCUUGUGUCUGUGAAAAACGAAAUAUUCAUUCAAGAUGGAACAUUGGAAAAACAAAAAGCUUACAACCAAUGGAAAACUGUCAAGCUGGUCUUGACUAACAAGAAGCUGUCAAUGUUCAAGUCCAAGGAGGAAAAACCAUUUCAAGUUUUCAAUCUGAAUGACAUAAUUGAUAUAACCGAAUUAGAGCCAUUGAGCAAGAUCAGGAAAUGGUGUUUUUUGCUGAUAACUAGGGAAAAAAGAAUCAAGUUUUGCGCCCCAAAUGAAGAAGACUUAAUCCGAUGGUUAACUGCUGUCAAAAUGCUGGUCGCUCAACGGAAGAAAUUGGAGAAGAAGAUCAGCACGAACUAG